AUGCUGCAGCUGCAUCUCGAGGAGGUGGCGCAGACUUCGCAACAGCUGGCGAGGGCUCACUACAAACGCCUUCAGCUACCUCUGGGGAGAGUGUUGCACAGGCACCUGAAGGUGUUUCACGACAGGCACCUCCACAGUCGCCGCCUAGCCUUAACUAGGGACGCGAUGGUUUCUCAUUUCACCGUCACACCGGCUUACAUGCGUUCUCAGGCAUCGGACUUUUCGCAUGGCACUACUGUCUUGAGAGGAAUUAAGAUAUCGGUCAGCUCCUCCGUGAUUCAGGGUACCAGGGUGAUCCAAGUUGCAGCCUUUAGGGGAGGUGCAGCCGUGGGCGUAUUUAAUCUCACCACGACCACUGCAGAAAAGACAAAGCUGCUUCAGGACCUCUCCGCCCUAGCUGCAAAUCCAGAAGCCCAGUUUGAGCUGACAUGGGUAGCCAUUUCUCCAACAUCAGGAAAGUUGAAGCUGAAGCUGGAAUCCAGCUACAGUGCUGCCGCUAGCAAGCCAACGGUAACCAUAACGUGCAGCUUCAAGCAUGUGGUGGGCACACGCGAAAGCGUCGAUAUUGUAACUGCCACAAUUCCGAAGGAAACGCUGCUGCUGUUUAAGACCCUAGAGGAGUUCAAAGAUUGGCUGGCCUCAAACGCUCAUCCACCUCUCCUCAAGCAAGGAUCGGCUUUCCGAAUAGUUUCGUUAAAGUUGGCGGGCACGGGAAAGCAACGAUUUGAAGUCAAAGGCGAAGAGCGAGCACUGCAGUGGUUGCAGCAAGUCGCCACAAGAAAAGAGCCUGUUUUAUCUGUUGCUGGGGACUUGGAAAGGAAUGCCGUCAUUGAGUUUCCCUACGUUGACGAUCUGAGUUGGCCUAUGUUGCUAAAGCUAAAGGGUUUGGUCGAUGAAUCAGCAAGGGGACAUACUCCUGUCAGCGCCUUCGAAGCAACAGUGCCCGGGUUGAAAACAGAGAAGUUUAGUGUACCCGCCUCUUGGUUUGGGCUCUCACCUGCACAGCAAUAUGAGCUCUGGCUAAAGGGAAGGCAGCAAGGUGCCACAGGAGUAACGCCUGGGCAGCUAAAUGUUUCAGGGCUUUUUGGCCCUGGAUACACUGCUGGAACCCCCCCAAUCCUUUUCUUCGACCAUGCUGGCCAACCAUUUGGUGCAAAUAAACAACCGGACUAUCUUUCCCUUUUUGGCACGCGUACGACACCGGUGGAGAAGGUUCCCGAUUACGUGGCGGGACAGUUUUCACCAGCGGUGGUCGCAAAGAUUGUUUUUCCUGGAGGAUCUGAGGCUAAACACAUAAUCAGUCCACUACGCGAAUGGCAUAAAAUUGAAAAACGAUACCCGGAUUUGCGAGCCACUCUGGCUCCGAAAGAGACUGAAAAGCAAGGCGCUCUCCUGAGCGUAAGCGUGAACGGAAAGGUGUAUCCGCUGGUGGCAGAAUUCGUCGAAAAGCACCCCACGCUUCUCGACUUACUGGCGCACCUAGCCAAUGAGGAUCCAUCAUUUGUUCUCAACGACCUCACCCUCAAUUUCGGAGCAAGUGUGCCCCGUUCAGUGCAGUCCAUAUUUAUUUUGGAAACGCCUGAAGGUGUGCAGCCGUGGUGCAUUUUUCAAUACGACAUUCCAAUUACCAGACGAAACACGAUUGUUAUCAAAUCUCUCUUGAAAAAAGCGCGCCAAACAGCGGAGUCGCCCAAGGGAUGCAACAUUGUAAACGCCAAAGGAUUGCGGUUCGAAACCAUCACUGCUGUAGCCAAUGUAACUCAGCGCGAGCCGGAACUCAAGACAGUCAACAGGCAACAACUCAACUUCAAGGGCUCUUCAGCUGAGUGCAAACGCCUAGGCGCCAUAUUUACGGAGGCCCAUAGAAGAGGCGAGCCUCUUGCUCUAUACUUCAGCGCAACGCACCUACUCAAGGGCAAUGUGGAAAUUCCGAGAUUCGACAGGGAAGGUCGGGAAAGAAAGCCCAGUAUCAAAACGUUCCCGAUACUCGGUGAACAAGACACGUUUACUGAUGAAAAUGGGCCUCACAAGACGGGAGAGACAGUGAACAUUCCGCUGCGCCCGGGAACAGCGGCACUUUCGGGCCCUUUCACAGUGAUUCAUCGAUGGCUCACACACCACAUUCCGAACUUGAAGCUCCCUGUAGACCUUGAGAGUCUGCCUGCCGAAGACCGGAAUUCUCUCUUCAGCAAAAUCAUCGUUGAGGUUGAGGGUGGAGAGAAGAUUAAGCUAUCCGAUAUUCUCAAGCCACUUAUCCACACACCUAAUUGGAAAACCUUGAACCCUGCUGAAUUCCAAUUACCCUACCACCUUUUGAACUUGCCAAUCAAGAAUAUGUUCGUAGAGGGUGACCUCGAUUUUAUUGUCACCACACCCGGCGGAGGGCAAGAAGCAUACACUGUCCCGAUUCGGCCUGGAGAGUCAUGGGGUACAGCUUCAGAUAGCUUUUUCCACAGAUUCCCGCGAUUCGAUAGAGAAAAAACAAAACUUUCGCUGUUCGAUGGUGAAGGGAACCCCGUUGCAGUUCGACCGGACUCUCCCAUCUAUGUUGGAGUUAAAGAAGCUGUGGAACAGCGCCCUAAGCACUACCAACCUGAGCUGCGGUUUGGUGAACAGAUGCGUAGCGCACAUGUUGAUGAAGUACAACGCUUUAUGGAACAAACUUUGAGGGGAGCUGACCUCGUCCGACCCGCCAAGCUUCGUGACCUUCUUGCAAUUAUAAGGAAGUACAUAGCCACGAAUCGGCCCGACGUGCUGAGACAGUUGAACUUGCCCGAUCCGGCUACUUCGCAAGCUGAGAUCGCGAAACUGAAAGCUCAAGUUGAGAACUUAAGAGCGAAGCCAGACAAGACGGCUGAAGACUACGAUUCUAUGCAGGCGAUUCGGCAACAAAUCAAGAGGAUUUUGGCAAAAGAAACAAAGUGGGCGGUUCCAUCAUCUCUCACAUUCUUCCACGUCAAAGAAAGGGGUGUCGAGAGGGACUUGACAGUGCCCAUACGGAAUCCUGAGCUAAGACUUUCCGACGAAUUUUGGAAGGUUUACCAUGACGCGACUCGUCAGUCAUCAGAAGCUGCAACGCUGGACUUCGCUAAUGUCUAUAACAUUACAUUUCGGGUGCUGGGAAUGGAAGAACGACGGGAGGAGAGGAAGCGCAUGAAGCACAAGGUGAAAGUGGAGAAGAAAGCGGAAAAAGCAGCUGCCCAAGUCAAGGUGAAGGUAAAGGUUGUAUUUGAUGUUGAGAACGAGGAGUCAUCUUCUGACUCAGGAGUUGAUGUCGAAUUACCGCUAGAUUUCGCUACAGGAUUGACUAUUGGAGGGAAGCGCAGUGUUGCAUCUCAGCUUUCGAAGCUCUAUCAUAUCCCCAGGAGCUUUUUCACAUUUGAAGGGUACCCGCGCGUUGUGAUGGACACGACGAAGGCAGAGCUACCCUCUCUGAAAGUUGCCCUCCAAGCAGUCUGCUCUCGCAGCGAUGGGUCCAUCGGCAUCAGCCCCGCUGAGCUUGCCCGCGUACUGACUUCACAGGGCGGAUAUGGGGAGCAAGACUUGAUUUUCCUCCUCACAACAUCAGGGGAAAAGCUACGAGUGUCUGUUGAGAACCUUCGCCAAAUAGCUUCAGAAAAGGCGCGAAUGUUCAUGUUCGGAGUAAGAUAUCGCAACAAUCAAUUUUGCCACAUCAGAAAGACACUGAAACGCAGAGACUCAACAAUUUACGAUGCGUAUCCGCUUGCGAAUAUUCAGUGGAAACGGACGCUAGCGGACAUAAGGGCAGAAGGUGAAGCCAAGGCGAAGGAAAAGGAAGAAGCUGCUGCGGGAGAGGUACGUCCCACCUCGGUCAUCUGCUCUAGUUGA
Molecule: messenger RNA, 3849 nt
Organism: Eimeria acervulina
Lineage: Eukaryota; Apicomplexa; Conoidasida; Eucoccidiorida; Eimeriidae
Exons: 11
Coding region: 1-3849 (1282 amino acids)
Source: RefSeq, a predicted model, not a curated record